AUGCGCUCGCAGAUUGCAUGCACCAGAUGUCGCCGAAGCAAGACCAAGUGCGAAAACACCGGUCAGGGCACGACGUGCAAGGCUUGCGCGAAUACCAACCGCGACUGUACCUGGGACCACGCGGCUGUCGCAAGCAGCACAGGAUCUGUGCGCCGCGAUAGCACGGCCGAUUUUGAUGCCCCGCCCAAGAAGCGACGCAAGUUGCUAGCACCAACGUCGACUACAGCGCAACGCUCGGUAGAAGGCUUGGGCUCGCCUGAAGAUGCUCUUCAAUCACCAUUGCUUACUUCCCAGGUCUGGGAAGAGUUGUUUGACAUCUAUGAGAAGCAUUUCUCUACCGACUUCCCCUUCUUGCAUAAGCGAACUUUCCUCAGCUCUGUGCGGCCGCCGCCUUCAUCUGGCAGCUCAUCUGAAGUUAAGACUCCGACUCAAGCUCCAACGCCGCGCGUGUAUGCGCCUUUGCUCUUAGCCUUCCUUACCCAGACUGCUCGUUUCCAUGACAAGCUCGUAGCGCAAAUGGGUAAUGACCCGAUCAGGGUUGCCGAAUUCUACGCAUCGGCGACUCGCACGCAGAUGGGAACGGAUAUCAUUGGGUCCCCGAAUGUGGAAAAGAUCCAAACACUCCUCAUGUUGGGGUAUUAUGAAUGGACCAAUUUGCAAGGUACUGAGGGCUGGAUGAAGGUCGGGAUUGCUAUCAGAGCUGCCAUAUGCCUUGGGUACCCGCACCUGGAUGUCGAUGAAAGCGGACUACCUGCACCACUGAAAGACUGUGAAAAGGGCCUUUCGGAAAAGGACCAAUUCAUACUUCGCGAGACUCAGCGGCGUACCUUUUGGAGCUGCGUCCUCAUGGACUGCUAUCUGAGUUGGGGGGAGGAUCGGCCGAGGAUGCUUACGCCCGAUCAACUUCAAAGAACUCAACUUGUCUGUAGCGAUGGCGCGUUCAAUUUUGGAAAAAGAGCAAGGACAAGGCUUCUGGGUGAAGACGAUGCGAUGUAUACUGCGCGGAGGAAACGAUGGAACAAACAUGCUGAGGAGCGCCGUAAUGACCACGACGGAGCAGAUCGAGCCAGCGCCCUGGACGGGGGAAGGUGGGAAGUUGCUGAGGGGGAGGCAGAACUAACAUGGUACAUCAAAGUCGUUGUGAUCUUCGGAGAGGUCUCACAAUGGUCCUGUAAACGUGGCAGAAGACAAGAAGGCAAGAAUCCACCGUGGUGCGCAACGACUGGCUUCAAGAAAUUGGAGGACAAACUCAAGCAGUUGAAGCGCGACCUUCCUGAUCACCUUCAGCUGACCUCGGACAACAACGACGACCGUAGCUACAACUCGCCCGGCAAAUACGUUGCGAUACAUGCAAUGUACACAUUGUGUUUUGUGUGGUUGUACAGAGAGUACAUGCCCACAUCACCAUGGACGUUGACGUAUCCCCGCGGCCCGUUGGAUGAGCCACUAAUUGAUGAGAAACCCCCUGACCCUGACUACUGGAUCAAGCAAGCCAAAGACUGUUGGAAAGCCUGCCUCGACUUCACAACACUACUUCAUACCAUCGAGAACUCACAAGUUCAUAGCAAUCUAGUACAAACGCCAACGGUAGCUUUCUCUUGUUUUGCCGUUGGAAUAGGCACCAUCUACUGCCACUACUUUCCUCACAUGGACCCGGACGACGCCCUCUCAUCUCGUAAAGACCCUAGAGCCCAUGAUAUCGCAAACGGCUUCCUACUACGCAUUCUGAGUCGCUUCAAGAUGGCCCGCUCGUGGCUAAGUCAACUUGCAGAAUGGCAACGAUACUACCGUCGUGAGAGAAAGAAGUACCGAGAGCUAAGCGGCCAGAUCGAUGAUUCUCCAAAGAGCAACUCCAGCGAUGGCGUCGCUAGCGGUGGGCUGAAAGACUAUGCACAGCUCUUCGAAAGAACGCAUAAGCAGUUCGGUGACAUUGCUAACGCUAACGACAACGACGGACAAUGGCCCGACAGGGAUAAGGACCUCGCGGAUACGAGACUGCCACAUGACGAAGACUCCGCAGAGCGCACUUUGCCUACCAGCACCGCGUCAGUCAAGCAUGAGAUGCAAGGCGCGCCGGAGGAAAAGUCCAGUAACCAGUCCGGCUUCACUGCUGUCAACCACAAUGGUCAACAAACACCUCCAGCUCCUCCUCCAGUCACCCAACCAUCAACCUACGCGCAUGGGGGCCGUACGCCUUCUUACGACCAAAACCCUCACAUGCGCCCCGGCGUACAGACUUCACCACAACAAACUUACCCAGCAUACGCGUAUCCCAAUACUCAGCAUCCCCUGAGAAGUCCUUUCCAGCAGUCUGAUCCCCACCAAUCGCCUGUGUCAGCCCCCGCAUCUGUCCCGAUACACGGCGUCUAUCAACCAUGGCCACAGGCACGACCACAAGAGAUACAGGAGCAGAAAGUGAACAUGGAGAUUUGCGGCGCUGCUACUUUCCCCAAUGGCUGGGCGGGCGAUGUCAUGAUUGGUGAUAGUGCUCAGGAUUUCAACAAUUGGGGGCAAUAUGGCUUUCCGACUAUCCCGGAUAACUCCGGGUAUUAUCAGUCUGGGUAUUCGUAUCCGCCGCAGUAG
Messenger RNA from Alternaria novae-zelandiae, 2583 nucleotides. RefSeq lists its product as uncharacterized. The transcript is spliced from 4 exons. The coding region runs from base 1 to 2583 and encodes 860 amino acids. Lineage: Eukaryota; Fungi; Ascomycota; Dothideomycetes; Pleosporales; Pleosporaceae. Gene Ontology annotation, molecular function: DNA-binding transcription factor activity, RNA polymerase II-specific; zinc ion binding; DNA binding. Gene Ontology annotation, cellular component: nucleus. The record is from RefSeq and is a predicted model, not a curated record. Gene Ontology annotation, biological process: DNA-templated transcription; regulation of DNA-templated transcription.